AUGACGUGUCACCCCUGUCUAGGCUUGAGAACCGAGAGGGUGCAGGCAAUGGGCCAGAGUUAUUUGGAUUACUCCCACUCUCUCAGCCAAAACUACCAGACUGAUGACCGGAAGGUGGGUAGUUGGGACACUCAAGCUGUUCUUGGCUGGGGCCAUCCUGUGGGAAGACAAUGGCCACAGAGAAGAUGGAAAAAGUCUCUUGAGUUUAUCAAGUCUAGGCUCCAACUCAUUACAAAAAGUGGAAAGUUGGUAGUAUCUGCUGGGGUACAGCAGACUCUGAAGAUGAUCAGACAAGGCAAAGUGAAAUUGAUCAUCCUUGCCAACAACUGCCCAGCUUUGAGGAAGUCUGAAAUAGAGCACUGUAUCAUGUUGGCCAAAACUGGUGUCCAUUACUACAGUGGCAAUAAUAUUGACUUGGGCACAGCAUGUGGAAAAUACUACAGAGUGUACACACUGACCGUCAUUGAUCCAGGUGAGUCUCGUAUUAGAAGCAUGCCGGAACAGACCAGUGAAAAGUAA
Rhinopithecus roxellana (golden snub-nosed monkey) is the source of this 519-nucleotide messenger RNA. RefSeq names its product 60S ribosomal protein L30-like. NCBI's taxonomy places the organism in Eukaryota, Metazoa, Chordata, Mammalia, Primates, Cercopithecidae. Gene Ontology annotation, cellular component: cytosolic large ribosomal subunit. Gene Ontology annotation, molecular function: RNA binding; structural constituent of ribosome. The transcript has 4 exons. The record is from RefSeq and is a predicted model, not a curated record. Bases 1 to 519 code for a protein of 172 amino acids.